CAUGCGCAAAUUGCGAUUUUGACCGCCAUUGAUAGUUAUUUCGGAUAGCAACAAUAAUUAGACAUAGGAUAAUAGCUGCAGAGCAAAACCAGAAAUGUUAACAAAAUUAUUAACCAAUGCAGUACUAAAAUAAGCCAAUGUCUGGGACGCUGGCAUUAUUUAGAAAAACUGCCGGUCAUGGCGACAUUAAAAAAUCAGCACAGAAAGUUGCUGACACUAAAAAAGAUACGGUCACUCGACUAAAACACCUUCGUAUUGUUUUGGAUAACUAUGACAUCCAGGAGGCCAAAAAGUUUUUCACAGACAACUAUUCACAUAUAUACUACAUUUUCUACGACAAUUUUGGAACAGUUGAAGCAGAUUUAAAACAAAGAGUAAACAAAGCUCACAGAGAAGAGUUAGAAGGCAUACUGGUUAUUUUUGAAAAAAUUCUUUUUCUGUUGCCUGAGAUAGUUCAUAAAAGAUGGAUGUUUCACAGCAUUGGGCGGAUAAUCAAAAAGCUCCUUCACCCUGGCAACAGCCUACAGCUACGCAGUCAAGGUGUUAGAUUUUUCCUGAUCUGGUACCAGUGCUUGCAAGAAAAUGCUAGUGAAGAGUGCCACCAGAUGUUCACUAAUCUGGUGCCAGGACUUAGAGACGAGACAAACUUAGAGUCAAAUCCUUUGGUCACAGACAGCAGCUUAGCUGAUGGUGUUGGUGGCAUUGUGGCUGCAAGUGAGAUCACAGCGAUUCUACCCAACCAGCCAGAAAAGAUUCCAGAAAACAUUACAAAGUAUUUUCUGGAUACCUUGCUGAACUACAUGGUUUCAGAGGUUAUAAAAAUUGAGUGGAUGAACAAGGAGAUGAGGGAACAAAGUUUUGAUUUCUUGUUCUCCAAAUUUAAAGGAAAAUAUCUUAGUCAAUUAUUGCCAGAUUUUGUAUAUAGAGAUAUAUAUGAUCCAAUUCAAGAGUUGCCAAUGGCUAGAGGAAAGGAAGUGAUGAAAAAAAAAGAUGAACCUCAAGCCAUUUCUGAAUGUCGUGAUUCUUUUAUAUACUGGCUGGCAAAUUUUACUGUAUCUAGUCAUAAGCCAGACCCUGAUCUACAUAGAGGUCUUUCAUGUUCACUAUUAAGUGAACCUCCAUCACACACUGGAGAAACAAGAGAUGUUGGCAAGGGUGCUGGAGAUGAAGAGGAAGGGAUUACACCACCAGUCUCAGGCAGUAAAGGCAGCACUCUGUCCUCUGACUUUGCUCCAAAUGAAUCAGCAGCUGGCUACUGUGGUGAGGCGCACACAGAUUCUGAGUACCAGAUUGUUAGAGCUGUACUCUUCUCUACCAGAGAAAAUGUCAACACUGUGCAUGAAUGCUUUAGGCAGGCUUUACUCCAGUCAUUUAGACAUACAAAUGCCAUUAGAAAAGUCAUUGGGGUAUACAAAGAAUGGUUUCAGCAUGAGGAUGAGCGACCAGUGUUCAUGUUGGAGCCAGCCAGUGUUGAACCAAACACAGAUGGGGUUGACAGGGGGGAAUGUGCUGAGUUCUACCAUGGUUCCCUCUCAGAUAUAGCCGAGGAGGACAGAUUCUCUAUGGAUGAUUCUCCAUCUGCAAGUGCCUUGUCGCUCCAGCACUUAAAUGCACCCUCAGAGAAUGAGGAUGGAGCCAGGAGAAGCUAUUUGAGAAACAGGUCUUACCUUGGUGCUGUGCAGGACUUGGCUGAUCUUGGGGAUGAGAAAAGUAAAGAUGUACGAGCUGGCAUGCAGAGAAUAUUGCAAGUUUUCAUCACCAAUGCAGCCAAUAUUUUUUUGCUUGAUGCAGAAGAUGAUGGGCAACUUCAAAACCAGGUUGAAUUAUGUAAAAGAGUACUCAAUAUCUAUAGGCAUGUUGUCAUGAGCAUAGAGUUGAAUCAUCAAACUUGGGAGCAGUUACUGAAAGUUCUCCUUAGAAUAACUUCAGGAGUACUAAAACGCAAUCCUCCCAUUGAGAGAUACAUGACUCUUGGAGGACGACUGGCUCAACCCAUAUUUCAGACAUUGAUAGUAACAUGGACCAAAGCUAAUUUGAAUAUAAUGGUCACAGCUGCAUUAUGGGAUGAAUUUCUAGCAGUUCUCUCAGCAUUGACCUCUUGGAAAGAACUAAUUAUGGAGUGGUCUAGAACAAUGGAAACUCUAACAAGAGUGUUGGCACGUCAAGUGUAUGGCUUGGACUUGAAUGAUCUCCCUUUAGAGAGACUUAGUGAGCAAAAAGAAAAGCGUAGGAGAGGGAAAGAAUCAACUAAAGGGAAACCAACUUCAAGUAAAACCACAGGAGCUGGGAAACUGGAGAAAAGUUUCUCUAGAGGUUGGAGUGGCAGUGAUGGAAACUCUGUCAAUCCACUACGCAGCUCCACAAACAGUGCCCCUUCACCUGAGAUGACAGGCUCAUUUGAAAGAGGAGCCAAAUAUAAAAGUGAUGGUGCAGGAGGUAAAAUCAGACCAGACUUGUCCAAGCAGAAGUCUUUAAGUGGUGAACCCUCCCCUGCACACUCUAGGUGUCCUUCUUCAUCAUCAGAAUGUUUGAUCAGGUCCAGCAGUGAGGGCAACAUCGUAGCUGACCCCCAUGAGCUGCUAGAGAAGCUGCGAGCUUCAAACCCUGCAGACAUUGACGACAAGAGCUCCUGUGUGCUUGAUACUUCCAGGGGCAGCAACUCCAACAAUCUUGUUGAAACUUGCUCACUGUCAACUUCUCAGGGGGCCUCGGCUGUGGUAGAUGAUGUUGAAGUGUCUCGAAUAACCACUACAUGUACAGCAGAACUUAGCACAAUCAUAGGCCCACAUUCUAUACUUGAAGAAGGCAGCUAUGAGGAGGGCCUUAAUAUUGACAAAUCAGCAGGUUCAAGAUCUCCCUCUCCCUCUUCUUUACAAUCAAAAUCAGGCAGCCGCAGUCCAUCCCCAUCAAAUAUGUUGAUAUCAAAUGAUAAUAAUAAAGACAGCUCCACACCAGACAGAGAUUCUUUACAUAUAGAUAUUACUGGACCCGAAGAUAGCAAUGUUAACAGAGGUCUAGAUGUUUCUGUUGACUCUAUUGAUGAAGUGAAGAGUAUUAUGGCUGGUGGCAAUGUUCCUGGCUGGAUGCCAGAUGUAGCAGUGGUACUGUGGAGACGAAUGCUGGGCUGUCUAGGAGAUGUCAACAAGAUAGAGGAUCCAGACAUUCAUGCCAUCGUCUUUGAUGCUUUGGAGGAGCUGCUGGAUACAUUAUGUCGGAUGAGUGACAAUCUAGGUGUCACACAGGACAACAUGUCAUCUCCUCAACCACCUGAACUGAUUCCCCCACUUCAUUAUUUUUCAUCAUGGCUUUUUGAGUGUUUCAAUCUCAGCAACCGGUACAAGAGAGGAAAGCUGCUGGCAUACCAGCUUAUUUGUCAGGCUAUGUUGAGACGCCAUGAGGUCAUGCCUAGUCCUCAGCUGCUAGCCCAGUUCUAUCUAGUUUUACACACAGGGCUGGUUUCCCCAGAUCAAGAUAUUGUGAAUGUUCUCAUCAGGGAUUGUGGGCACAAGUUUUUUUCUUUUCCUUUACCUGGUUGUUUGUUGCUCACUCUGGAUUUCAUCAAAGCUGCUGGCAGCAUCAUAUCAGCAGUGGACCAUAAGGAGCCUCCACGAGCAGAGGCAGUGACUGUGCUAGGGUCUUUACUGUGCUAUCCUCAUCACCUACAAGAGAUUCCAGUCUUGGAACCUGAAACCAUGAAAACAAUCAGUAUAUCCUCAUCAGAGCUCAAGAACAAAGUGCUUGACCUUUUACUCAGGGCAGGCAAGAAAGAGCCAGCAGGUCUGGCCAGGUGUGUGGCUGUGAGUAGUGUUGCAAUAUUUCUAUAUGGAGAAUUAACUCAUGGAACAAUGCAUCCUAAGAUGAAGGAGGCUAUUAAUGUUCUACUUGGUGCUUUAAUGUGUGUGAACAAGAAAGUUGCCAAAGUGGCAUCAGACAUGUUGUUACUGUUGUGUGAUCAUGUUGAUAAGUUGUUGGACUAUCAUCCACAAAUGCCCAAGAAAAUAGCAGAGGCCAUAGCUUCUACAAUAUCUGGUCUUAUACCUUCACAUGGUCUCAAUAUUAAUUCUGAUGAAGAAAAAAGGCUCAUUGUAUGGAUGAUGUUCUGUAUGGUGGAGUGGUGUCUUAAGAUGCCAAUGCCUUUGUUGAUGGAAACAACAGACACAGACAAAAGUUGCAUUUAUAAAGUAUUUAGGGUUCUGCAUUCUGCUGUCACUGGGCACAGCUCUUCUUCAUUAACCAGAGUCAGCAAAUCUUUAUCAGACUUCCUCCAGGACACAGACUACAAUAACAUCUGGGAGCAGGGUGUCAGCAUGAGUGCUCCACAGCAGAGACCAUUCAGUGCAGAUACAACACUGACUGAUCCUCUAGCAGACUCAGCCAAACAGUCUUCAGGGGGACCACAAGUUGAGCCUGCAAGGAAACCAGAGACAGACAUUGUUAAACUAGCAGCAAGAGCUCUGAUGUCUCACCUGGUCAACCACAUGUCCCACUUCCCAAUGGGCUCAGGAGCUGCCAGGCUACACACCACUGUACAAGAGCAUCAUGACCUUCCAGAGUAUGUUGAAGAGGACUUGAGGACUGAGAUAUUUAGUGCUCCUAAUGUUCAGUUUUUUGUUCUGAAUCAUCGAUGCCUGAUUUCUUUCAUUGAACUUCCAGCUGUGGAUGCUCCUGGUGGUGGAGUGACGGCAGGUCUAAUGACUGCCAGAACAGUCUGUCGUAUCAUAGUCAGAGACUUAUGUGGUAAAUACUGCUGGGAGAACUCUGUGUUGUAUAGUCCACCUUGGUGCACCAAGGGCUCCUCUAGACACAAUGCUCAGACACUCCUUGGUCUAGCAGCUGGUGCUGAGCUGGAGCCUUUACUUAUUCAGGAAGAAGAUGAUGUUCUGUAUAGAUUAGAACCUUUGAAGUCAUUACAAUUGGAGGCGGAAACAGAUAAUUUGGAUAUGAUGUUGGCUCAUAUUGGCCUUACUAGUCCAGAGUGUUUGCUAAGACCUGGCCAACCACUCAACAUAGCUGCCAGGUUGCCUGAGGAGCUUACUGAAUCAGCAGAAGUCAGUUUAACAAAACUUAUUCAUCAGCAAGCACAAAUAGAGAAAGAACACAGAAAUGCACACCGUAAAGACAUCAAACACAAAAGGAAAAGGGACUCUGAACACAUGGUGGCCCAACCCGAAAUGCCAGCAGAGAGUCAAGAUCCUGUAUCUCCAUUUCAGAUGUGUCGUUUGCUCCUUGACCAGAUGGGACUGUUGUCUUGGGAAAAACGAUGUCACUUUGAUCUGUUAAAAAAGAGUGAAAAAGUAUUAAGAGAGUUAAAAAACUUGGAUUCACAAAAAUGUCGUGAGACUCAUAAAAUAGCUGUGAUAUAUAUAGGCCAAGGUCAGGAAGAUAAGAACUCAAUUUUGUCUAACAGUUCAGCUAGCCGUGCCUUUGAAGAUUUUGUUGCUGGUCUUGGAUGGGAGGUGGACUUGGAAACACAUCAAGGAUUCAUGGGUGGACUCCAACAAAACAGAACAACAGGUAACACAGCCCCCUACUGGGCCAAUUCAACCUGUGAAGUUAUAUUCCAUGUGUCUACUAGGAUCCCUAGUAUUGGAAAUGAUUGGCACAUCAAGAUGCGCCAUCUUGGAAAUGAUGAGGUUCACAUUGUGUGGUCAGAACACAGCAGAGAUUACAGAAGGGGGAUAAUUCCCACGGAGUUUGGGGACAUUGUUAUUAUUAUUUAUCCCCUCCCAACUGGCCUCUAUCGCAUCCAAAUAGAUAGAAAGGCAGAGGUUCCCUACUUUGGACCUCUUUUUGAUGGAGCCAUUGUGGAUCAUUAUGUCCUGUCUGGCUUAGUUAGAGCUACUGCGAUUAAUGCCAGCCGCCUAAAGCGUUCAUCUAUGCCAUUUUAUCAUGCAUACUAUGAGGAGCGUGCCAAAUGCCUAGAGACCAUCAUUCAGCAGCACACUGAGAACACAAUGUUUGAAGACUUUGCUGAGAAUGUUUUUGCUCCAGUCUUACCAGCCAAUGCAGCAAUAGUUGACUCCACUCUACCAUCCGAGUCCAGUAACAACAGUCUGAAUGAAAUAUGCCAGCAGGGUCAGACUGAGACCAGCUCACAGAUGUCCCCCAACAGCUCCAGGCAGAGAGGAAAACUUGGUCUAAAAAAUGUUGCAAGUGAUUCAGCUCUACUAGAAGUCCAGCCUGAGAAAAUUCUUCAGAAAACCGCUAGACGUCUGUCCAUCAGAAGCAGAAGGUCCUCAGGCUCCAAGGCUGUGUCCUCAACAAGCCCCAGCCCAACCCACACAUCUGCCACAUCAUUCCAGCUGCCUGACAGCCCACAGUUCAGAAACCACAAAAUGAGCAGCACUAGCAGCAACAGUAAUGACAUUGUGGACAGCCCCAAGUCUAAAUCCAGCAAGAAAGAUGCUGAGAAUGGAGCUAAAGCCAAAUCAGGGAAGUCACGCUCAGAAAGCCCGAAAUCCAAGAGCAAAAAUAAUGAUAAUACAGUACUCCAAAAAAAAAAAUAAUUGUACGUGGUGCUCUGGUUUAAUUUAUUUCAUCCCUUCAAUCCUAAUGGCAGAAUAUAUGAAUGUGAUAACUUUGCAUUGUAUAGACAUUGUAAUGUAAUCAUCUUUAUUUUAUAAAAGAAUAUAAUGAAACUAUUGAUGUAAAAUUAAUGUACAGAAAGAAAUAUAAGGGAUAAGAAGUGAUUUGAUCAAACAGAUACAAUCUGAUACCCAUCCAUAUUUUAACAAAAACAUGACCAAGAAAUGAUAUAUUUGUAUUAGUGGCAUUCUAUUUCUUUCUAACUAUAUUUAUGCUAAAAGCUCCUAACAUAAAUUUUGUAAUAACCCCCCCCCCCUUUUUUUUUUAUUAAUUUUUUUGUUUUUUAUAUACCGUUUAUCUCCUUUUUCUUAUAUGAAACUAAUAUUUGAACUGAGCUUUUGUGUCCAACAUAUUAUUUCAUUAGUCAUGUUUACUGUUCUAACACAUUGGAGAUGUCAGAUCAGAUAUGCUGUUUCAAACCAAGCAGCAAAGAUUUGUCAAGUUAGCCCAUUGGGAAAAGUUCAUUUAUAUUUUCUUUUGUUUCAUUUAUUAAGAGCAUUUUAAAUGGGUUUUUUUUUUUUUUGUUUUUUUUGUGUUUUUUUUAUUUAAAAAAAAAGCCUUCAACUACUGAACACUGGUUUCUAUUUUGUCACAAUCAAAACAGAAAGUUUGAAUUUGAACACUGAUUAAGUGUGCAUAGUUAUCAAGUGUUUAUUGUCUAAUGAAUGCCAGCUGAUCACUGGCUUAGUUUUGUAGAAUUAAAGAUACUGAGACUGGGAACCUUCUGUGUCAUUGUAUUGUUAGAAGAGAUUCCCCAAAUCAAGGAUAUUCCUUGACUUUAUAAUAAUACAAAUAAUGUCAGUGAACUUCAAAAAAUAUUCAUUAGUGUGAGAUGCAGCAUUAUUUUUUUUAUUGUAUUUGUUUCAUUUAAUAAAUAAAUUAAAAAGAAAACACAUCCACUACCACAUAAAGCUGUCAAAUACCUCACCCACGCCAUGUAGCCAAAAGAACAUUUUUGUUGCAUUGCAAGAUGUGAUUUGUUUAUAGUGGAAUAUUUUUCUCAGCCUUUGUUUGAAUUAGAAAACAAAAAAAGUGCAAUUGUAAAACUCUCAGGCAUUUCAGGUUGUAUUGAUAUUAGAUUUUGUGCUUUUAUUUUCAAUUAUUUUUGUUUCGUUAAUUGGUUUGGUAUUUUUAAUUUUAUCUGCAUUUGAUUUGGAGAUGGACAAAUAGAUAGGAAACUUUUAAUCUUUUGAAUAGUAUUAUAUUUAUUGGUUUGAAUUGGUGUGCAGGUUCCCCUGCACAGGAUCUUUAACAUAAACACAAUUUUUUUGGCAUGUUUUUUUUCCUUGCAUUUUAAGCAAGAUGUUUCUUUCUAAAUUUAUUUAACAAAUAAGUAGAAGUUUAAAUACAAGGAUGCAGUUGAUCCUAGACAUUUUUUUUAAGUACAGUAUUUUAAACUAGAUUUUUCAUUUUCUUCAUCCAAUUGAAAGAGUCCUUAUGUUUUUGUUUUUUUUUACUUUAACUUUGUAAGUAGUUAAUAGUUCAAGACUAAUGGACACUUUUUUAGGCCAUAUCAGCACUAGCUGUACCUCUCAAUACUAUUGAGUUCUUAUAUUGCCCAAAUGAUGUCUCUGAAAUUUGUUUGUUCUAUAUCCUUAGAAACAUGAUGUUUUUAGUUGACAUAUCAGACAGAACCAUCUGUUCAAAGUCUGUGUAUUCAGUCUUGUAAGUUGGCCAUAGUUCUUUGAUUUUCAUUGUAAUUGUAUUGCAAUUGAAUGGUAUCAGAUCUAUUAUGUACAUAGUUUUAUUAACAUGUAGAUAAUAUUGUUUGCCUUUGUUGUGAGAAAAGCUUUACAGUCCGAGGUCAAGGAAUAGGAUUAACAUUUUGAUUUGUUCAGUCUGUCUAGUCAGAUUUGAACUGAAUUGGCAUAGACUUGUAUAUGGCAAGAGAACUGCAUCUUACAGUUUGAAAAAACAGCCAGCUAAUGAUCAAAUUAUGUGGGAAUAAAGAAGUGGGAAU
Biomphalaria glabrata is the source of this 8545-nucleotide messenger RNA. RefSeq names its product ral GTPase-activating protein subunit alpha-1-like. The transcript is spliced from 48 exons. The coding region runs from base 138 to 6506 and encodes 2122 amino acids. Gene Ontology annotation, molecular function: GTPase activator activity. Gene Ontology annotation, cellular component: cytoplasm; nucleus. Gene Ontology annotation, biological process: positive regulation of GTPase activity; regulation of small GTPase mediated signal transduction. Lineage: Eukaryota; Metazoa; Mollusca; Gastropoda; Planorbidae. The record is from RefSeq and is a predicted model, not a curated record.